UCUUGAGCCUGAAGCAGUGUUUGUAGAAUUGACAAGUUUAGAGACAGUGAAGGAAAUGGCUGGUCCUAGGAUUGCUCAUGCUACUUUGAAAGGACCAAAUGUUGUGAAGGAGAUAAUUAUUGGAACAGUUCUUGGUUUAGCUGCUAGCACUGUCUGGAAGAUGAAUCAAUGGAACGAAAAGAAAAAGGUCAGAACAUUUUAUGAUUUCCUGGAAAAAGGUGAGAUUGGUGUUGUGGUGGAGGAAGAAUGAAAAUGGUUGUGUUUUCUGCCAAAACACUCCACUUUUUUGUUUUGCAUUUAUUUCUCUCUGCAUUCAAUUGGCUCUUGAUAUGUAUGUGAGGUGACUUUAAGAUUAAUAAGGAUUUUGUACCAAGGUAGAAAUUUUAUAGAGUUCUUUUUGUUGCUUUUCA
Molecule: messenger RNA, 410 nt
Organism: Vigna angularis (adzuki bean)
Lineage: Eukaryota; Viridiplantae; Streptophyta; Magnoliopsida; Fabales; Fabaceae
Product: cytochrome c oxidase subunit 5C-2
Exons: 2
Coding region: 56-250 (64 amino acids)
Source: RefSeq, a predicted model, not a curated record